AUGGCCGAGCCCCUGAGUAUUCUCGGCGGGGUUGCAGCCUCGAUUCAGUUGGUCGAGUGCGCAGCGACCGCAUUGCUAGGGACGAUCAAGUUCAUCCGAGAUCUCCGCGAAAUACCCAAGAAGACAGCUUCCCGAGUCGGUGAUGUCGAGAGAUCGAGCGAGAGAGUCAACUACAUUUGCAGACAUAUUCUCAGCUCAGGAUCACUCACAGCCGACCAUAUUGGGCCUGACGCGGUGACCCGCUUGUCCUCUUUCUUCGAGACCUUACGAAUAGCUAUCGACGAAGCGGAAGCUGUCCUCAAGUCGCUUAUUGAGGCCUCAAAUUCAGACAAACACACCAAAGCGUUGCGUUUGUGGAGUUCCCUGGUAUCAUCGACGCGAGAAUCCAGUAUUCUAGAGAAAUUGCGAAUAGUGCAUCAGCUCAACUCGGAGCUCACCAUCGAGCUAGAAAUCGUGGGUCUCAUGACCACAGCAGCAACCAGGUGCGUCAAUUUCGGACUAGCAGCUAUGAAUCGAUAA
Molecule: messenger RNA, 519 nt
Organism: Colletotrichum gloeosporioides
Lineage: Eukaryota; Fungi; Ascomycota; Sordariomycetes; Glomerellales; Glomerellaceae
Exons: 1
Coding region: 1-519 (172 amino acids)
Source: RefSeq, a predicted model, not a curated record